Molecule: messenger RNA, 291 nt
Organism: Aspergillus tanneri
Lineage: Eukaryota; Fungi; Ascomycota; Eurotiomycetes; Eurotiales; Aspergillaceae
Gene: QCR8
Product: ubiquinol--cytochrome-c reductase subunit 8
Exons: 4
Coding region: 1-291 (96 amino acids)
Biological process (GO): mitochondrial electron transport, ubiquinol to cytochrome c
Source: RefSeq, a predicted model, not a curated record
AUGGGUGGCCAUUUGGAUCCGAAGAGUGGAUAUUAUUUGGGGACCUGGGGUGAGAUGGGAUGCCCUACUCCCCAGCGCAUCGCGACUUAUUCUCUGUCGUCCAACCGUCAGCGUCCCCUUGCUGGUGCUUUUAACUCUGCCAUCUUCAACACCUUCCGGAGAUUCAGACACCAGGUUCUCUACGUGGCUCCCCCCUUCAUUGCCGCCUACGCCGCCAUGAACUGGGCCAUUGAGGAAAACCAUUUCCUCAACUCCAAGCCCGGCCGUCUCCUCCACGGUGGUGAAGAGUGA